Messenger RNA from Cyprinodon tularosa, 698 nucleotides. RefSeq names its product small ubiquitin-related modifier 2. Gene Ontology annotation, biological process: protein sumoylation. The coding region runs from base 135 to 425 and encodes 96 amino acids. Gene Ontology annotation, cellular component: nucleus. NCBI's taxonomy places the organism in Eukaryota, Metazoa, Chordata, Actinopteri, Cyprinodontiformes, Cyprinodontidae. The transcript is spliced from 4 exons. The record is from RefSeq and is a predicted model, not a curated record. Gene Ontology annotation, molecular function: ubiquitin-like protein ligase binding; protein tag activity.
CUAUAGACUUCUACUGCCUGUUGAAUGAAGCGUGCAGUGUUUGGCGCCCCAUACAGCGCAUGCGCAGAAGACCAGGCUCACGGCUAGCUUAGGUAGCAUUAGCAGUGGUAGUAGUAACAGAAGAAACAACUACGAUGGCGGACGAGAAACCCAAGGAAGGAGUUAAGACUGAGAAUAACGAGCACAUCAACCUAAAGGUGGCCGGGCAGGAUGGUUCAGUAGUGCAGUUCAAGAUCAAAAGGCACACUCCUCUCAGCAAGCUGAUGAAAGCUUACUGCGAACGGCAGGGUCUGUCAAUGAGGCAAAUUAGAUUUCGAUUUGACGGUCAGCCGAUUAAUGAGACCGACACACCUUCACAGCUAGAAAUGGAAGAUGAAGAUACGAUUGAUGUGUUCCAACAGCAAACAGGAGGCUGGACUCUUUAAAGACUGUUUCCUGUGGACAUCCCUACCUCCCGUUUGUUCCUUUGUCACACCCAGUCUUCAUAUGCUCAUCACCAGUGUUUAUAUCAUCCGUGGGAAACUUGUAUGAAACGCCGAAAGGCAGCAGGGAGAGUUGACAUAGACCUGCAUCACAUCCACCAUAAGUUGGCAUGUCUGAACCGUGAAGUGGAGGUAUUAAAAGCUUCAUGAGUUGGUUUUAUUUUCUUCUUUCCAAGAGCCAGAAAAAUAAAAUAAAAAUACUGUUGUUUUUUUUAA